CUAAGCUUUGGGCAGUGUGUUUGUGAGGGGGGAGGUCUGGGCAUUGGGAGGAGUGUGUGUGGCUGAAGGAAGUUAGCUUUCUGUAGCCCUGGGCAUGCUCUCUGCUCUUUCCUUCAUGCCAGUAACUGGGGGGGCAUGCUCUUUCCAACCCUGCCAGCGAUGGUUGGCUCCUCCCACCCACCAUAGGCAGUAAAGGCCUCUCCCCCUGCUCUCCAGGAGGCAGGUGCCCCUCCCUAUGGCUGGAAGUGAUUGUCCUUCAGCCCUUGGGGAAGAGGGGUGGUUGGGUGGAGUCAGACCUCUGGAGGUGGGAUGUGACCAGGCCCUGGACUGUAGAAAUUUCAGGCUUCCCUCAGUGUUUAUCAUGAACUUACUCCUCUGCUCUUUGGGGUACUGCCCUUCAGAGUUGGGAUUGAGGGGCUGGAGAGUUGGCCUUUCUGGUAGCUCCAAGUGUUAGAUGCCUGCAGACCAGCAGGGAGGGGGCCUCCAAGCUGCUGGUGUUGACUCAGGCUCAGCCAUGAGUUUUCACUGCCCUUGGAUAGCUGGCAUGGACUGCCUGGCUGAAAUAAAUGGUAGCACUGUGCAUAUGGCCUAUCCCCAGUCAGUCAGAUAAGUGUCCCUGUGCUGGCUGGGAUUGGCUCCAGUGCUUUCAUUUCCCUUUGCCUUGAAGGAGGUGGGUGCAAGAGGCUGUUUUGUGUAGGACUCUGGAGUUCUAUAAUGGGCAACUUGAUUGUCCUGAGAGGAAACUCUUCUCAGGUGCCCCUGUCAUGGUGGCACAGCUGUUCUGAUUCCCCUCCAUAGAGCUGUAGACUCAGGAAUCAGGGCAGGAUGGUUCCCUAGAGUCCAUGCUCAAGGCUUUGUCUGAACUCUCCUGUGUUAAUUGUGUAGGGGCCUGUUAUCCUUCCCACUGGAUCUCAGAGCAGGAUUUCCUUAGGCUAGAUCAUGGUCCCUGUCACAAACACCCCAGUCCUGUGACUGCAGAUAAAUGGAGCUCAUUGCAGGGGGCUCUUCCACAACUUCAGGGGUUCACCCUGUUUAGAAACCUUGUAGCAACUCAAUAUUCAAAUAUUUCCUUUCUACACAUUGUGUGCAUGUAGAUUUGAUGUGGUGGGGGUGCCAGCAUGGGCUAUGGCUGCAGGUUCUGGGUGUAUCUUUGAAGGGGAACAUCUAGGCAUGCUUGAGAGACUUGCAUCUGAAGAAGUGAGGUUCUUAGCCACGAAAGCUUAUGCUCCCUAUACUUCUAUUAGUCUCAAAGCCACCACAAAAAAGACAAAGAACCGUGGAGGACUUCAACCAGUUCUGCACCUUCGUGUUGGCCUAUGCUGGCUACAUCCCCUACCCCGAGGAGAAUGAACCCUGGACACUUGGAGGCAGCAUGAGUCCCCAGAACAGCACAGGCAGCACUCAGGAUAGUGACAGCUGGGCCUCAUCCCAUUCCUCUGAUUCCCAAGUACUGCCAGAUGAGGGGAGGAUCAGAAAUGCCAAGUACAAAGGGGGCAACCUGUUCCUGAACUGCCCUGACUUCCCCAGCAGUUUCUAUGCAGCCCGGCCCCAGCAAACCAAGAAGAAGAAACUGUCUGCAAAGAAGCUCAUCUUGGAUCAAGAGAUGGAACAGAAGGUGACGCUGGCUGGCACGAAGAAUUUAAGUGAUGUUCAACAGCAAAGGAAAGAGUCCGCUGUACUAGAGGAGCAGGCGCCUUAUGUAAUGAGAAAAUGUCUUGAGUCCUUGGUUGUCCCAGCUGGUGAGCUCCGACCCAAAUCCCUGUUGGAGGAGUUCAUGAAGGAAGAAAAGGACUGGACAUGUGGGGUUCAAGGGAGUGAAGUGCCAGUAGGAGGCUACUUUCGACCAAAGGAGCAGGAAUCAUGCCCUGAGGAGAGGAGGAGCUCCAGCUGUCAGAAUACCUUGGAUCAAAGCAAAGAGGAGGAGGGUACAAGCAGUGUCAGCUCCCAGCUCAAUUCUUCACCUGUGGAAUUCACAGUGGCACCUCCCAACACCAAAUCAGAAGAGGAUGAUGCUUGGGACCUGAUAACCUGCUUCUGCCUGAAGCCCUUUGCAGGGAGACCCAUGAUAGAGUGUAAUGAAUGCACCACCUGGAUCCAUCUCUCUUGUGCCAAGAUUCGCAAAUCCAAUGUGCCUGAGGUCUUCAUCUGCCAGAGAUGCCGUGACGCCAAACAAGAGAUCCGUCGCUCAAACCGAGCCAGGACAGUGCCCCGCAAACGCUUCUGUGACUGAUCCUCUCCCCCUGAGAGAUGGUGAUUGUGGGCGGGGGCCCUUUGUUCUAAGACUGUAGCCCAAGUUGGCUAGACAAUCGAUGCACAGUGACUAUAGGAGGCCUGUGGCACUGGAAAGUGGGAGCAUUUGUGCUGGGCAUGCCCCCUGUACUUCCAGCUCCAGGAAGCUGGCACGUUGAGACUCACUCCAGGAGGAAUAAUCUUUCUCUUGUGGGGAUCAUGUAAACUAUGCAGCUGAGACAUCAGUUUUGCCAGUGCAGUGGGGCCCAGCAGGAGAAGUGUCUCAAUGGAAUCCAGUGCAGUAGGUCAGCCAGAAACCUUCCUGUUGUAAUACACACGGGGCUCAGUGCCUUUUCCCCCAGGCAAUCCAGGAGAGCCUAGUCCAAGUAGUUACCCUCUGGUAUGGGGGCUGCUUAGACUUAUCCCAAGGGUGGUUGUUAUCCCACUGGUGCCCAAUUCCUUUCAUGGGACAACCUCCUAAGAGUGAGUUUAGUGCUGGUGAAAGUUGUCAGGUGGCUAGUGCCCCCCUUCUCCCCCAGACUAAUGUCAUCUUUAAUCUGGGCUGUGUCUGGUUUGUUGAGUGCACAAGCUUCUCCCUCUACAAACCAUGCUCUGGAGUGACACUCUUGGGGGGGAAAAAGGAAGUUGUCCUCUGUGCUGUCAUAGCCCAUCAAUUAUAGUGAUGUGGACAUCUGCCCCAGGACCUGAAUUGAGCACCCCUGCCUUCAAACUUGCUGCAUGUGGAGUAAGCAAUAGUAGCCUCUUGAUCUGACUGCACUCACUAGCUUCAGAGGUUGGGAAGAGAGGGGCAGAAUGUGGUUACUGUAAAUAUUAAUGGAGUGACUGUAAAUAAUUUGUAACAGAUGUUUAGAAAAUUAUAAAACAAUUCUUGCUAAACUGUAAAAUGGAGUCCUCUGCUCCCAAACUUCCAGUUGCACUGUAGUCUCUUGUAUGAAGGGACUUAAGGAGUUGGGGUAGGAGCCCAAAACAGUUGGCGGGGGGGAGAGAACCUUUGGAAACUCGGGAGAGUCCACAAGCAGACCCUUGGCGAUGGCUCUCAGGACUUUCCUUGCUGUUGUGCACUGGGCUGUCGCCCAGGAAGCACCCUUGGUGAAGGUGUGGUGGAUGUGAACAAAAUUGACAGAGCAGAAAGAAAGUGACACUUUUAUCUGGAUUGUCCAAUCCCCUGAAGAAUUCUCCAGUGUUAGCAGUCUAGGCUCCUCGGUGAAGUUUGAGGAGUGUUAGUGUCUCAUACAGACACAUGGGGUCUUUUGCCUUGAGCCUCAUCCACUAUGCAAAUUGUUGCCUCUUAGAUUGGAUGUGCCUGUUAGGAGCACACCUUUACAGUUCUAGACAGGAUACUUGGUCUUCUCUCUCUCUCUCCUCAAGGAGGACAUGACUGAGCUGGCUGGUCGCUGGGGGUUCUACAUGCACUAAGUAUUAAAUUCCAUCUUCUAAUUCUCCUUUUACCCCCCACCCACCAAAGAACCAGACCCAUGUGCCUUCUGCACCUUCUAUACUGCAUUUCAAAGAUGCUCCUCCCCCUGUGCUGGAGGUGUUCUGACUCUUGGGGUGGGGGGAAAUGAAAGGAACCUAAGAUCACAAUUCCUAUUUUUCCAAACUUGUGUACUUAGCUGCCCUGAGACAUCUUCAUCAGUCAGCACUGUCCCUGUCUCUCUGGGAGGGUUUGCUCCUUGUAUCCCUCUCCUGGGGGGGGAAGUCUAGGCCCCUGAAAUGCUUUACACUUUUAUAGUUUGUAGUAACUUUUAUUGAAAUUAUGUAAGAUAGCAAAUUCUUGGGAGUGUGGGUGGAGUAAGAUGUAUAUAAUAAAGUACUUUUGCCAUAACCCUUGUGGCCUUAU
Molecule: messenger RNA, 4090 nt
Organism: Trachemys scripta elegans
Lineage: Eukaryota; Metazoa; Chordata; Testudines; Emydidae
Product: PHD finger protein 13-like
Exons: 5
Coding region: 1223-2230 (335 amino acids)
Biological process (GO): mitotic chromosome condensation
Molecular function (GO): chromatin binding
Source: RefSeq, a predicted model, not a curated record